Chrysoperla carnea is the source of this 825-nucleotide messenger RNA. RefSeq names its product odorant receptor Or2-like. Gene Ontology annotation, cellular component: plasma membrane. Gene Ontology annotation, biological process: detection of chemical stimulus involved in sensory perception of smell; sensory perception of smell. NCBI's taxonomy places the organism in Eukaryota, Metazoa, Arthropoda, Insecta, Neuroptera, Chrysopidae. Gene Ontology annotation, molecular function: olfactory receptor activity; odorant binding. The transcript is spliced from 4 exons. The coding region runs from base 1 to 825 and encodes 274 amino acids. The record is from RefSeq and is a predicted model, not a curated record.
AUGGGAGUAAUUGAAUGGGCUUUUGCGUAUAUAAAUGGUGUGUAUUAUAUGCCUAUACUACCAAUGUCGUAUGUGAAUGUAAAUCAAUCACCGACCUUUGAAUUGGCAGUGAUAUAUCAAACUUAUGUUGGAUUUUCUUAUGGAAUUUUAGUGGUUGCAAUGGAUACAUUAUCAUCCAGUAUCCUUGUGCAUAUCUACAUACAAUUAUGUAUAUUAAAAGAAUCAAUUGUAGAAAUGCGAAUUGGAAUCAUUACACGAACGAAAAAAUUUAAAGCUAAUUCUGUAUUCGUUAAAAGUACACAAGAUGUAGCGGGCAACAAUGAAAGUAUAAAACUAUAUAUCCGAAAUGAAUUUCGGAAUAUUAUUGGACAUCACGCAGAUAUUGUACAAUUUACUCAAGAUUUUGAAUCAAUUUUUCAAAUGAUUAUAUUUUUUAAAUUUAUUGGCUGCAUAUUAAGCCUUUGUUUCCUGUUGUAUCAAAUGUCGCUGCUACCAGUGGGCUCGAUAAGAUUUAAUUACAUUGUUCUCCUAUAUAUUAUAUUUAUAUUGCAAUUACUUUUAUUUUGCUGGUGGGCCAAUGAAGCGGUGUUAACUGGACAAGAGAUUGGAACCGAAAUAUCGAAAUUAAUUUGGAUUGAUAAAGAACCAACGAUUAAAAAAGCUUUAAUGAUGAUUGUGCGCCAAUCACAAAAACCAUUAAAAUUUACUGCUGGAAAAUUUUUUUUGUUAGACCUCAAUACGUUUGUUUCGAUUGUGUAUAGCGGCUUCUCUUAUUUUACAAUUCUAAAACAUGUUGAUGGAGAGUCAGAAAUAAUUGAAACAUAA